Molecule: messenger RNA, 6917 nt
Organism: Cherax quadricarinatus
Lineage: Eukaryota; Metazoa; Arthropoda; Malacostraca; Decapoda; Parastacidae
Product: zinc finger HIT domain-containing protein 2
Source: RefSeq, a predicted model, not a curated record
CCACAGUCGCUGUAUAAUCCUACGGAUUUAGCGCUUCUCCUUGAUUAUAAUAGUAAUGGAGAGGAGUUUGUCGAGUAUAUAUUAUUAUAAUCAAGGGGAAGCACUAAACCCGUAGGAUUAUACAGCGCCAGUAGGGGGAUGUGGAAGGUAUUCAGAUUUAAUUCAGGAAACUGAAGCACAGAUCCAAUUCCCUACAUCAAGAGCCCCUCUCCAGCAUCAAGGAACCUUCCUUGAAGGGUGUCGAGGGUAUAGUGAACGUGUGUGUCAGGCAGCAGCAGCAGACAGUAGUAGUAAUAAGCAGUAGCAGGCAGCAGAGCAGCAGCAGCAGCAGCAGCAGCAGAGUUCUUCUUGUCUGGCUCUGGGAGGGAUGAUGGCUGCGUCUUCCAACUCUGGCUGCAGAAAAUGUGCAUUUUGUCCAAACAACUCGCAGUAUUCAUGCCCUCGUUGCAAUGUCCAGUACUGCUCCUCAAAAUGUUACAAGCACCAAAAUCACCCACAGUGUUCCGAGAGCUUUUACGAGGAUAUGAUUAAAGAAGAGCUUCGCAGUGGAACAUUGUCAGAAGAAUCACGUAAAAAAAUGAUGAGAAUCCUUCAUCGAAUAAAGGCUGGAGAUUCAGUUAUGGGUGAUGAGGAGGAUGAACCUCUUGAUUCAGAUGAUGAUGAGGACUUGGCUGCUAGAAUGGCAGAUGUGGAUCUUAAUGAUAGUGACGCAAUAUGGAAAAAGCUCACUGAAGAGGAGCGACAAGAGUUUCGUGCGCUCAUUGAUAAGGGUGGUUUUGAAGACUUGAUUCCUCCUUGGAUUCCCUGGUGGGAUCAACAAAUACCAAAAGUGCAAGAGAUCAGACCCGGAAGUCAAUCUUCUCCAGAAUACGCUGUUGGAUGUCCUGAGAUAAUUGAAGUUCCCUUGCUUAGUGAACUGACGAAAGUUACACCUUCACCUUGUAUUCCAUAUAACAUCUUGAAUGUAUUGACUGCGUAUGCAUGGACAGUGCGUCUCUUCAAUGGAGACCAUCAGGAGAGCAGUUUAGAUGCUACCGAAGCUGUGCUUUCAUUGUCGGCAGUAUUAGCAGCUAAUGCAAACUUUCAGGAAGCAGCAAUUGCAGUUGAGAGUCCUAAAAUGGAAGCACAGAAUCAUCCUUGGUUAAUGGAGAGUGAAGAGUUUGCCUGCACUGUUAGGAAUGAUGUAUUGAAGAUUCUUCAAGGGCCAGUAGCUAAUGACCAAACUUUUUAUGUGAGGGCAGCCCUAUCUGAAAUUCACGUUCUUUUACAUACCUCCAAAGCAAAUCUUUCAAAGAAGAAAAAACCUGCAGGUGGAAGAAAAGGGCUGUUUACUUACACAUUCAUGGAUUCAAGCAACGAUAUUGAGCUCAAGAUAACAACACUUCCAAAUGUCAAGUCAGCUAUUAAGAAAGUAGAGUUCUUACUCUCGUUUGUAAAGGAAUAUUCUGAAGCCCUUCUAAGCAUUACACUUCUGUAAGAUUAGAAAAUGGAACACUUAAGAGUAUUGGCAUGUUCUUUAAAGUAAAGAAUUUUUUUUUAUAUAUAAAUAUUACUUUAAAUAAUGAAUGCUCUUUAAUUUCCUGUUUUAUAGAUUUUACAUGUGAUUUAUUUAUUUGUUGUCUUUUGUCUAAAACUGACACUUUUCUUUCAUAUUAUGAUUUACAUACAAGAUUUACCUGCUUGUUGUACCUUUGUGUUUGUUAACUAUAUAUUUGACACCUUGUUUUCUUGCAGAGAAUCUCCUCCAAGCAUGUUACUCCAUUCUGGUUUUAAGUGAGCACUUAAAUUACUUUUAAAUAAUUCCACUUUCUACUUUAGCAGUCAUGUUUAUCUUUAAAAAAUAAGCAGAAGGCAUAAGUACCGUAGAAAGCACAAACAGCACAAGUAGGAAAGUAGAAAAACAGGAAGCAGUAGGGGAGAGAAAGGCACUACUGAUAUAAUGGAAAAGAGUAAGAAAGAGAAAUGGUAAUGAAGAAUGAUAGUCUAAAUUGAAGUACAGUUUGAAGAUAGAACAUGUACCAUAAAGACUAACUUUGUCUGUAUUGCUGAUGUAGCUAAAGCAAAAUAAUCAGUUGGAUUAGGGGUUGCUUCCCUUUCUAUUAUAGUAGUGCUUGGUGAACAAGCCAACAGAUAUACGUACUCUGCAAAAUUGGAGGCCUUUAUUUUGGGAUGUUAAUUAGCGGUUUUUGCAUUGAAAGGAUUUGUAAUUAAUUGUACAUAUAUUGACUAGAGAGAGAGAUGUGUAAUUUAACAUUUUUACCAAUGCUUUCUUUGGAAUAUUUUUUUAAGGAUUUUGUAAGGAUGUAAUUCUAGAUUUUCAAUUAAUUUGAUGUUAAAUGUUUGCUAAAACUUUACUACACCAGUAGUAAAUUUGCACAAUUCUAUAUUUUGUCUUCCUUCAAUCCAUAAACUUUGGCCUGUGGGGAACUUAUCCCCUUUAUGUGAGUAUUAGUACAUUACCUUUCUAUAAAGUGAAGAGUCUGCAGUUUUUAAGACUAGUGGCAAAGGAUGACAAAACCUUGCAUAGUUUGCUAAUAUUUAAUAUAAUGCAUUAUAGUACUUACAAAAUAUUAAUUUAUUAAAUUAUGUUAAUUGUACAGUACACACAGGUUAUCACUACAUAUACUUUAAUGAAUGAAUGGAUAUUCCUGAAGCUCGGUAACAUUUUAAAGAUAAAAGAAAGCCCUCUUUCACUGAAACUUCAGUGGAAUGAUCUACAAUUCCACUGUGAAUAUAUGUCACGUGACCAUUUUCCUCAAAGUAUGGACCAGUUAAAUGAUUUGCUUUAUCAUAUUGUUAAAGAAUAUAUUUUUCAUGCUAAGGAACUCCUUGUUUGAAAUCAUUCUUGUUAAAAUUGUAUGUCAUAAAGUAAUAUUUGCUGUACAGUACACAUCACUUAUUUUUACUGCUGUUUGAUAUUGUUAUUCUAUUCAUUAAUGGCAAUGUAUUCCACCACUAAAGCAUCAUGUCUUGACAUGGCUUGAAUUAUAUUUCAUCUAGGAAUAGCCAGACAUGUUUCUGCAAUUCUACAUACACUUUAUUUCAUCAAAACCUAAUGUUAAUUGUAUCACCAGCGGUAUCACUGUCACAAAUAUUUUGAAUACUGUCAUACAAUAGCACCAAUUUUCUCUUCCCAUGAUGUAUAGUUUCCCCUCAUUCUGUGCCCACCAUUAUUAAACACUUUUCCCAGUGGAGCACGAACCUUGCAGAGUUUGUGUACUGUACAUAUUUUCGGCUUAAUACUUGGAUUGUUUAAUUGGCAUUAAUUAUAUCAUGUCUUGCUUAUUAAAUUAAGCCAAUGAAAAUUACUUAAGCUACGUUAUGCCAAUUCCUCACAUGGCCAUAAAUAUGCAUAAGCAGUUUAAGUGUUACUAUCUUAAUGAGCAUUCAUUUUCCCUAUUUUUUUUUUUUUUUAAGAAGUUGGCCGUCUCCCACCGAGGCAGGGUGACCCAAAAAGAAAGAAAAUCCCCGAAGAGAAAAUACUUUCAUCAUCAUUCAACACUCAUACAUAAUCACUGUUUUUGCAGAGGUGCUCAGAACACAACAGUUUAGAAGCAUAUACGUAAAAAGAUACACAACAUGUCCCUCCAAACUGCUAAUAUCCUGAAACUCCUCCUUUAGAGUGCAGGUAUUGUACUUCCCAUUUCCAGGACUCGAGUCCGGCUAUAUAAAAAUAACCGGUUUCCCUGAAUCCCUUCACUAAAUAUUACCCUGCUCACACUCCAACAGAUCAUCAGGUCCCAAAUACCAUUUGUCUCCAUUCACUCCUAUCGAACACGCUCAUGCACGUCUGCUGGAAGUCCAAGCCCCUCGCCCACAAAACCUCCCUUACCCCUUCCUUCCAACCUUUUCGAGGACAACCUCUACCCCGCCUUCCUUCCCCUACAGAUUUAUGCGCUCUCCAUGUCAUUCUACUUUGAUCCAUUCUCUCUAAAUAACCAAACCACCUCAACAACCCCUCUUCAGCCCUCUGACUAAUACUUUUAUUAACUCCACACCUUCUCUUAAUUUCCACACUCCGAAUUUUCUGCAUAAUAUUUACACCACACAUUGCCCUUAGACUGGACAUCUCCACUGCCUCCAACCGCCUCCUCGCUGCUGCAUUCACAAACCAAGCUUCACACCCAUAUAAGAGCAUUGGUACUACUAUACUUUCAUACAUUCCCUUCUUUGCCUCCAUAGAUAACAUUUUUUGUCUCCACAUAUACCUCAAUGCACCACUCAACUUUUUUCCUUCAUCAAUUCUAUGAUUAACCUCAUCCUUCAUAAAUCCAUCCGCCAACACGUCAACUCCCAAGUAUCUGAAAACAUUCACCUCUUCCAUACUCCUCCUUCCCAAUUUGAUAUCCAAUUUUUCUUUAUCUAAAUCAUUUGAUACCCUCAUCACCUUACUCUUUUCUAUGUUCACUUUCAACUUUCUACCUUUACACACACUCCCAAACUCAUCCACUAACCUUAGCAAUUUUUCUUUAGAAUCUCCAAUAAGCACAGUAUCAUCAGCAAAAAGCAAAUUUGUCAAUUCCCAUUUUGCAUUUGAUUCCCCAUAAUUUAAUCCCACCCCCCUCCCAAACACCUUAGCAUUUACUUCUUUUACAAUGCCAUCUAUAAAUAUAUUAAACAACCAUGGUGACAUUACACAUCCCUGUCUAAGACCUACUUUUACCGGGAAGUAUUCUCCCUCUCUUCUACACACCCUAACCUGAGCCUCACUAUCCUCAUAAAAACUCUUAGCAGCAUUUAGUAACUUACCACCUAUUCCAUAUACAUGUACUUGAAACAUCUGCCACAUUGCUCCGCUAUCCACUAUAUCCCUAUAUAUCCAUUAUAUCCACUAUAUCCCUAUGUCCUCUUAAAUUAAGCAACUCGCCUCUUAGACAAGAGUGUGUUAGCUUGUCAAGAGCUUUUAAAGUGGAAAAUACCAGUACUAGUAUUUUAAUGCUGACAUGCAAAAGUGUUUUUUGGCAGAAUUUAAAUACUGUGGUCUUCCGUAUUCUUGGAUCCCAGUGUAAUAACCCCUUUACCUCAUUCUGAUAACUAGUAGUAUAGUAUACAUCAUUUGAUGUGCUUCAGAUAUUAACAGACUGUAAUAGUUAGCACUACAUGUCUUGUUUGUUGUGAACAAAGAUGUCUAGUUUUAUGAAAUCAAGGCUCCACAGUUUAGUUACUAUGAGACAAUAGGUUCAUGUAUUGCGUGGAUUAUCAUUUUGGUUGCCACUGAGACACUAACUGCAGUCCUUUACCAAUUUAAUUAAAUGUGCUAAAGACUACUGCAUUUGGUAUAAUCAAAUUUUGUUGUAAUUUGCUUUGUUUUACUUCUUUAUUUUGCUGAAGUAUAUGUACACAGUUUGGAGUGUUCUAUAUAAAUUCAUGUUUUGUUAAUAUUGUUUAGGUAUAUAUUUUAUUAACUCCUAUGCAAAUAAUCUUGUAUAGUAAGAAAGUGGAUUAUGACUAGAAAGGUGCUUAUCAGAGUACAAAACCCUCACUCUGACACCACUUAUUUAGUAUUAGAUAUGAUAGGGUCAGUCACAUAACUCAGUCAAACAUUAGGAGUCGGGACCAAAAGCUUGAGCUUACCCUACCCCCAUAAACUCAAAUAGGUAACUGUGUACCACUGAUGCCAUUUAUAUGGCUUUGUAUAGCACUGGCACUAUUUCAACCACGUGGUACACAUAUGACUUGUAAUCUUGACCACACUUUAAUUUUAAUUUGCUUUAGUGCCAUUGAGAUAAGAUUUUAAAUUAUGUAUUUACUAUACAUAUAAUGCACUGAAAUCUAGCACUAGUCUCUUAGUCACUGAAGCUUAUUCCUACUUUGGCCCAAAUUGAACGAGAUUGCCCUAAAUCAGCACUGCUUUUUCUUCAUUAGUGAGUUAUUUAUUAGUGGAAUUUUUUUCCGAGUAAACGGUGAUCAGAAAAUUUAAUGCAACAUUGGAGAUUAACGGUAUAAAAUACUGACAAAGUGGAAAAAUAAACACAAAUGCAGUAAGAUGCAAUCCUUUAUUGACAACAUUUCACCCACACAGUGGGAUUUAUCAAGUCAGACAGAUCUGUUUGUGACCUGAUAAAUCCCAGUGUGUGGGCAAAACAUUGUCAAUAAAGGAUCACAUUAUACUAUACAUAAAGCUACAUUUUUAAUACGUGGAGACUUGUGUUCAAUAAGGCUUGACCGAUUUUAUCCUCUUUCAUGUCUACAUUACUAAAUUACUUAGUUAAUAUAUUAGCUAGCAGCUAGUAAUUAUCAUCAAUCAUCACUCUCUCUUUCUCUCAUGAUCAUUAUUUAUAUUGGGCAUUUAUUCCUGUCUAUUACUAUCGCUGUUUUUAUUUUGUUUUGCCGUUACACAUUUAACACAAGCACGGUGUGCAGCAUUUUCUCUCACUGAUAAAAAAAUAGACUACCCUUGCCAAGCUGCACCCUGAGGUAGAUGAUGAUGUAAGAAGUAUGAGGUAUAUGUUAUUGACUGAAUGUGAAGGGUAGAGGGAACAAGUUUUCCUUUUAAAAUGUACUUAAAUGUUAUUAAAUGUAUCAUUAGUGUAUCUGGUAGAUGUAAUUUGCAAAAAAAAAAAAAAAAAAAAAAAAAAGAAUAUAAAUCAUCAUAUUUGUGGAGCAUUUUGACAUGACAGGGGGGUCAAAUUUGCAAAGAGUUUUAUUUAGGCAUUAUCAAAUAUUUUUCUUGUUAAUUACUCAAGACUCUUAACACUGUCUUUCUGGAGUUCUUAGCCAAAAAUUAUUUUUUCAUUAGUCUGUGGUGCCUGCAUGAGCUCUCAUGGUUGAUCUCAUGCAAAUUAAAAUGGCCAGUUAAAUUUUAAACUACAUAUAAUGAGAAUCAUGAUAACAUGUUGUGAUUUUUGUUUUAUCCUUUGAACUGUGAUUGGAAUAACUGUAAAUGAAUUUCUGUACAAAUAAAUAUGAUAAAGAAA